CAGGCCCGCUCCGCCUCCCUUCCCGGCUACGGCGUGGGGCUGUGGACUGACUGCUCCGGCUGCUGCUGCCUCGGUACCAGCAGCCUGUGGUCAUGGGGCAGGAGCCGCGAACUCUGCCGCCCUCCCCCAAUUGGUACUGUGCCCGCUGCAGCGACGCUGUGCCCGGGGGCCUUUUUGGCUUUGCGGCACGGACCUCAGUCUUCCUGGUCCGCGUGGGCCCGGGCACCAGCCUUGGAACGCCCCCGUUUCGAGUAAUAGGGGAGUUGGUGGGACACACUGAAAGAGUCUCUGGCUUCACGUUUUCUCAUCACCCUGGUCAAUACAAUCUCUGCGCUACCAGCUCCGAUGAUGGGACUGUGAAAAUCUGGGAUGUAGAGACAAAAAUAGUUGUGACAGAACAUGCACUCCAUCAGCAUACAAUAUCAGCAUUGCAUUGGUCUCCUCGAGUGAAGGACUUAGUGGUAUCUGGAGAUGAAAAAGGAGUAGUUUUCUGUUACUGGCUUAAUAGAAAUGAUAGCCAGCACCUCUUUAUAGAGCCCAGGACAAUUUUCUGUCUUACCUGUUCACCUCAUCAGGAAGAUUUAGUAGCCAUUGGCUACAAAGAUGGCAUAGUGGUUAUAAUUGACAUCAGUAAGAAAGGAGAAGUUAUUCACAGACUUCGAGGCCAUGAUGAUGAAAUCCACUCCAUAGCAUGGUGUCCCCUUCCUGGUGAAGACUGUUUAUCCAUAAAUCAAGAGGAAAAUUCAGAAGAACCUGAAAUUCUCAAUGGGAAAAUUAUAACACAAACUCCAGUACCAAAAGGCUGCUAUUUAGCCACUGGAAGCAAAGAUCAGACCAUCCGAAUCUGGAGCUGCUCUAGAGGCCGAGGCGUGAUGACUUUGAAAUUGCCCUUUCUGAAAAGAAGAGGAGGGAGUAUGGACCCAACUGUUAAAGAACGCCUGUGGCUGACACUCCAUUGGCCCAGUGAUCAGCCAACACGGCUGGUAUCCAGCUGUUUUGGAGGAGAACUUCUACUAUGGGAUCUCACCCAGUCUUGGAGACGAAAAUAUACCCUCUUUAGCACUUCAUCAGAAGGGCAGAAUCAUUCAAGAAUUGUGUUUAAUUUAUGUCCUUUACAAACUGAGGACAACAAACAGCUGCUGCUUUCUACAUCAAUGGAUAGAGAUGUAAAAUGUUGGGACAUGGCCACCCUGGAGUGCUGCUGGACUCUUCCUUCCCUUGGUGGGUUUGCCUAUAGUCUGGCCUUCUCUCCUGUGGACAUAGGCUGUUUGGCCAUAGGCGUUGGAGAUGGCAUGAUUCGCAUAUGGAAUACACUCUCCAUAAAGAACAACUAUGACAUGAAAAUUUUUUGGCAGGGUGUCAAGUCCAAAGUUACAGCACUAUGCUGGCACCCAACCAAGGAAGGUUGCUUGGCCUUUGGAACUGAUGAUGGAAAAGUGGGAUUGUAUGACACCUAUUCCAACAAACCUCCACAGAUUUCUAGCACAUAUCAUAAGAAGACUGUGUACACUUUAGCCUGGGGACCACCAGUACCCCCUAUGUCACUGGGAGGAGAAGGAGACAGACCUUCCCUUACCUUAUACAGCUGUGGAGGGGAAGGGAUUGUCUUACAGCAUAACCCCUGGAAGCUUAGUGGAGAGGCUUUUGACAUCAACAAACUCAUCAGGGACACGAAUUCAAUCAAAUACAAAUUGCCUGUACACACAGAGAUCAGUUGGAAAGCAGAUGGCAAAAUCAUGGCUAUUGGCAAUGAAGAUGGAUCAAUAGAAAUAUUUCAGGUUCCCAACUUGAAACUGAUCUGCACCAUCCAGCAGCAUCACAAGCUUGUGAAUACUAUAAGCUGGCAUCGUGAGCAUGGCAGCCAGCCAGAGUUGAGCUAUCUGAUGGCCUCUGGGUCCAACAAUGCUGUCAUUUAUGUGCACAAUCUGAAGACUGUCAUAGAGAGCAAUCCUGACUCUCCAGUGACCAUUACAGAACCCUACCGAACCCUCUCAGGACACACAGCCAAGAUUACUAGUCUGGCUUGGAGCCCACAUCAUGAUGGAAGGCUGGUAUCUGCUUCCUAUGAUGGUACAGCCCAGGUGUGGGAUACUCUCCGGGAAGAGCCUCUAUGCAAUUUCCGAGGACAUCGAGGUCGACUUCUUUGUGUGGUAUGGUCCCCGUUGGAUCCAGACUGCAUCUACUCAGGGGCAGAUGACUUCUGUGUGUACAAAUGGCUUACUUCUAUGCAAGACCAUUCCCGGCCUCCUCAAGGCAAGAAAAGUAUUGAAUUAGAGAAAAAAAGGCUCUCUCAACCUAAGCCAAAACCCAAAAAGAAGAAAAAGCCAACCUCGAGAAUGCCUAUAAAACAGGAAUCAUUUGAUGGGAAUGAAGAAGAGAGCAUAAAGGAGAACUCAGGACCUGUUGAAAAUGGUGUAUCAGACCAGGAGGGUGAGGAGGAAGCACUGGAGCCAGAGCCACCCUGUAGCCUCGCUUCAGUGGUUUCUAGAGAACCAGUUAUCUACCCUCCAGAUUCCUUAGGCCCUGAAAAGUCAAAAGUCACCGUUAAUAACAAAGUCACUUUACUAAAAAAGGAGCCACCUAAAGAGAAGCCAGAAGCCUUAAUCAAGAAGAGAAAAGCUCGUUCCAUGCUUCCACUGAGUACAAGUCUGGACCACAGAUCUAAAGAGGAACUUCAUCAGGACUGUUUGGUACUAGCAACUGCAAAACAUUCCAAAGAGUUAAAAGAAGAUGUGUCUGCUGAUCUUGAGGAAAGAUUUCACCUGGGGCUUUUCACAGACAGGGCUACCCUGUACAGGAUGAUUGAUGUUGAAGGAAAAGGUCACUUGGAAAAUGGCCACCCAGAAUUAUUUCACCAGCUCAUGCUUUGGAAAGGCGAUUUAAAAGGUGUUCUUCAGACUGCAGCAGAAAGAGGGGAGCUGACAGACAAUCUCGUGGCUAUGGCACCAGUAGCUGGCUACCACAUGUGGCUAUGGGCUGUGGAAGCUUUUGCCAAACAGUUGUGUUUUCAGGAUCAGUAUGUCAAGGCUGCCUCUCACCUGCUUUCCAUCCACAAAGUAUAUGAAGCUGUAGAGCUGCUCAAGUCAAACCAUUUCUACAGGGAAGCUGUUGCAGUUGCCAAGGCCCGGCUGCGCCCAGACGACCCAAUCCUAAAGGACCUGUACCUCAGUUGGGGAGCCAACCUAGAAAAAGAUGGUCAUUAUGCCAUGGCAGCCAAAUGUUAUUUAGGGGCCACUUCCACUUAUGAUGCAGCCAAAGUUUUGGCCAAAAAGGGGGAUGCAGCAUCACUCAGAACAGCUGCCGAGUUGGCUGCAAUCGUAGGAGAGGAAGAAUUGUCUGCUUCACUGGCUCUCCGGUGUGCACAAGAGCUGCUUCUGGCCAGGAACUGGGUGGGCGCCCAGGAGGCCCUGCAGCUCCAUGAAAGUCUAAAGGGUCAAAGACUGGUGUUUUGCCUCCUUGAGCUACUUUCCAAGCAUCUGGAGGAAAGGCAAUUUUCAGAGUGCAAAAGCUCUUCCCCUUCUUACCAUGAUUGGACCACAGGCACUGAAGGGCCCUUCGUGGAGAGGGUGACGGCAGUGUGGAAGAGCGUCUUUGGCCUUGAAAGCCCACUGCAGUUCCAGACAGCACUUCAGAAGCUACAAAGCAUCGAGUACCCUUCUGCUACAAAUAACACUCCCUCCAAACAGCUCCUGCUUCACAUCUGCCAUGACUUGACCUUGGCAGUGCUGAGCCAAGAGGUGGCUGCCUGGGAUGAGGCCGUGAAAGCACUACUUCGGGCGUGGUUCCGGAGCUAUGACGCCGGCAACUUCACCAUCAUGCAGGAAGUCUGCUCAGCCUUUCUUCCUAAGGGCUGUGACCACCUAAGAGCCAAACUGGGAUCCCCCGACACACCAGCUUUCAAAAGUUUGGAGGCCUUUUUUAUUUACGGGCGUCUGUAUGAAUUUUGGUGGUCUCUCUCCAGGCCUUGCCCCGAAUCCAGUGUCUGGGUAAGGGUUGGUCACAGAAGGAAGAACUCUGUUGAGGAAAGACAGUAUUUGGACAAUGCCAGUCCUGAAGAAUCUGACCCUGAAGCUUCUUCUCAGCCAGAGCCAAGUGAGCCUGCAGACUUGAGACUCACAGAAGAAAGUGAACAAAUGCUGAAUGCUUGUAAUGAGCUCUUUUCAGAAAAGCAUGCCAGUCUCCAGAACUCACAGAGAACCAUUGCUGAAGUCCAGGACACCUUGGCAGAAAUGAUUCGCCAGCACCAGAAGAGUCAGUUCUGUAAAUCCUCAGUGAAUGAUCCUGAAAGGAAUGAACCUGAGCAGGAAGCAGAAAGGUCCCCCUCUAACCCUCAGAGCCAGUGUAAAGAAGAAAAAAAUGAACCAGUUUCUCUGCCUGAAUUAACCAAAAGGCUUACAGAAGCAAAUGAGAAAAUGGCUAAGUUUCCUGAGAGUAUUAAGAACUGGCCCUUCCCAGAUGUGCUGGAGUGCUGCCUCGUCCUGCUUCACAUUGGGUCCCAGUGUCCUGGCUGGGUGACCCGGGAAAUGCGGCAACAGGCCCAACAGCUCCUUCAGAAAUAUGGCAGCACUCAAGUUUACAAAAGACACUGCCAGACUUUCUCCAUAUGAACUUUCAAGGACCUCUCAACAACGGCUAAAUUCAAAACGUUCGACACCUUUCACCUCUGCAUUUAUACCUCAGCAGACAUUCACGCUGAUCCCGCGAUGCUUUUGCAGUGAUCCAAAACAGUACAAAUGGAUUUCAAGUUUAAAUCAGCUCUACCCUUAGACACAAUGGAAUCUGACUAGUUUUAGAGUUCGAACCUUUGGAUUUAGUUAUGGUUUCCUGCUGGAGGACAGAUAAUGAAAAGCCAGCAGUAGUUACUCAGAAGACUGCAGAGUAAUUGCUGGUUAUCUCUAAAUUAGCCUUAUGUGGGUUUCACCCAAAGAGGAGAAACAUUUUUUAAUCACCCAAAGAGUUAUGUUCUCAAACACAAGCUACCUUUAUAAAAACUUCACCUUAUCAUAUACAUGUCAUUCUUGUUAGAAUGGUUGCAUCUUAUGACUAUUGAUACAGUUUUUUAAAUUGUGUUUUAAUUAAGCCAGGCUCUCCCCCUCCACUUUUUCAAAGAUUGAAGUUUGAAUAUGAAAUAGGCCUUACCCAUCAUGUGAACUAUUUACUCUCUAUGUGAAUUUUAGGUUGAAAAUUUGUUUUUUUGGUUUUCGCGGUUUUUUGUUUUGUUUUGUUUUUUAAUAUAAUUGCUUAUUUGGAUAAAUCACUAAAGCUUUAGAAGAACAAAUGAGUAACUCAAACAUGUUUUCUCCCUUCAGUUUUGUAAGAAAUGACUGUUGAUCAAAUAGCUCAGGAAGAAAUUGUGUAUCAGUGGUUAGUAAUCUUUUUUGGAUCAUAGAAUCCUUCGAGAAUUAGAUUUAAGCCACAGCUAUUCUGAAGAAAAAAGCACAUUCCUAGUUUUGCAUAAAUGACUUGGAUCACUGAAUGCCAGCUUUAGCAUAAUGGAAACCUACAUACUAUUUUAUAAAUCCUUGUCCUUAUUUUUCUCCCUAAUAAGCAUUCUCUUGAGGUCUGUUCUCUUUGGUUAUGUAAAUACUUGAACAAUGUCAGGCACAGAUGUUUCUAUAAUAUCCCAGUUGCUGUGACUUAAAAAUCAGACAUUCUGAGGUGGGGUUGGUAAGGAACACUCCUUCCCAGUAGAUGAAGUAUUUUCUUCUGGGAUUCAUUGUGAAGGCUUUUCUGCAUGAGUGUCCAGUUUAAUUUUCAUUUUGUUACUAGAGUUGGGGUUGGGUUGUUGUGGACAACAGGAAUGAAAUUCAUUAAUGGGAACUCUCUAGGCAGAUUUCAGAGACCUGAUUUUUUUAUUCUAGCUAGUUGGAGUUUAAAAAUACUAUACUCUAAAAUGGAAAUAUUGUAAAAUUGAGACCCUCAUUCUUUAUACACUUGAGUGAACUAUAAAUAACAAGAGGAUGCACUGAUACCAGGGGGCUGGAAACUCUUGUUGCUAAGAUAGAAGUAGGGAUGGCUAGGUGGAGAACUGAAUACCGGUUCUACAAUCUUGGCUAAAAUGAACAAUGUAAUGUUCAAACAUAGAAAAACAGUUUAUUCCCUUUCACUUGAGCAGAACAGUAUUAAACUAGAAACUCUAAAUGCUCUUAACUCCUUUAUACUCUACCAAAUCCAUUACCUGUGGCUAGAGGAAUCUUACACACUUCAGUUACUGUGUUGGUAAGAACAAGAAUUAUUACUUGACAGCUAAGCAAUAUAACUACCCAGUAGCAUAAUCGAAAUGACAAAACUCAAUUUCCUCUUAAACUCUUCUCUUUCCAAUACCAAGUAAUAUAUUCAAGCUAUUGUAAUUUAUUUUCUCCCUGAUUAUCAGAACUACAAAGAGCCAAAGCACUGAAAGAAUCAAGCUUCCAAAUGGAUGAAAUAUAUCAAGCAAUUCAGGAAUCAUUUUUGGUCCUUUUAUCCCAUCCAAUUUUAUUUCUAAUAUCUCUCCCCUACCUCCAACAGUAGUCCACACGACCAUCUACCAUCUCAAUUAGCCAGAUGACAGCAAUCACGUUAUAAUAUGUCUCUCUGAAUCUGCCAUCUUGUCUAUCACUAAUUCUCCAUAUGGCAGUCACUGCUCUAAAAUGGAAAUCAGAUCUUGUCAAUUCCCUGCUUAAGCCUUUCAGUAGUUUCCCACUCUCUUAGGAAAAAAGACAAAAAUCUUGAAUGUGACUUAAAAGACACUGCCUGAUCCAGGCUUUACCUCUUGGCUUCUUCUCAGGACACUCAUUGUUGCUUCUAGAUUCCAGCCACACUGGUGUCUUAGCUGCUAGAAUCCAAGUUACCUUGUCACUCCAGGGUCUUUAUCCAUGUUGUUCCUCUGCCUGGUUCACUGUAAAUUUUCUGUCUUUCAGAUCUCAGCUUAAAUGUCCUUUCUCUAAAGACUCUGAACCUCAGCCUCAAUGACAUCAGUAUCUUGUAUUUUUCUUUACUAAGAUUUCACAGAUCAUAUUUGUGUGGAUUAUUUACUAUCUGGUAACACAGGGCAAUUGUAAGCCCCAAAGAGAGCAGAAAUUAUGUCUAAUAUGUAUUUUAUUCUUUCCUAGCAUCUAUUACAGUGUCUACUAGGUGCUCAAUGAAAUUUUAUUGACUAAUAAACUAGGAAACUGAAGGAAA
This is a messenger RNA of Choloepus didactylus (southern two-toed sloth), 7161 nucleotides long. RefSeq names its product gem nuclear organelle associated protein 5 (gene GEMIN5). Gene Ontology annotation, molecular function: protein binding. Lineage: Eukaryota; Metazoa; Chordata; Mammalia; Pilosa; Megalonychidae. The record is from RefSeq and is a predicted model, not a curated record.